Molecule: messenger RNA, 1701 nt
Organism: Ilyonectria robusta
Lineage: Eukaryota; Fungi; Ascomycota; Sordariomycetes; Hypocreales; Nectriaceae
Product: MFS gliotoxin efflux transporter glia
Exons: 3
Coding region: 1-1701 (566 amino acids)
Biological process (GO): transmembrane transport
Molecular function (GO): transmembrane transporter activity
Source: RefSeq, a predicted model, not a curated record
AUGUCGGCCCAGACUCCAGAUAUUGAGAGCAACAAAAAAGAAGAAUUGGAAGCGAGUGAUCGUACAGAGUCAACCAUCGACGACAAGCACUCUCUAGCCAACAGCAUUCAAGACAAGCAACAUGGCGUCCCAGCUUUGCCUGCCGAUGGCGAGCCCGAGUACGUCACAGGCUUCCGGCUGUUCCUCAUCAUGUUCACCAUCUUCAUGAGCACGCUCCUCGCCGCCCUGGAGAUUGGCAUCAUCGCCACAGCAAUUCCCGGCAUCACCGAUGAGUUCCACCGCCUCGACGACGUCGGAUGGUACGGAAGUGCCACGUUCCUCCUCGCCGGUGCCUCCUCGCCAAUGUGGGGGAAGCUAUACAAGUACGUCGACGUCAAGUUUGCCUACCUUGCCUCUGUCGCAUUCUAUUUGGGCGGGAGCAUUGUAGGCGGUGCGGCUCCGAAUAGCACGGCCGUCAUUGUCGGUCGAGCCUUUCAAGGCCUGGGUGGCUCCGGUACUCUCAGCGGCUCUGUCCUUGUUAUCAACUACGUUGCAGAGCCUAAGAGACGACCUGUGCUGAUCGGUAGCUGGAUGGGCGUCUUUAUGAUAUCGACGAUUCUCGGGCCGGUCAUCGGCGGCGCUUUCACGAGCGCAGUAUCCUGGCGAUGGUGUUUCUGGAUCAACCUGCCACUUGGAGGCCCCGUCGUCGCCCUGUUGCUACUCUUCUUGCAGGUGCCGAAGCAUAUAAAGCCUUCCCCUGCUACAUUGAAAGAGAUCAUCUUACAACUUGACCUCCCGGGUUUCAGCUUAUUGCUUGCCUCGCUUGUUUGCUUGACCUUGGCCCUCCAGUGGGGCGGCCAGACUAAGGCAUGGGACGAAGGCUCUGUCAUUGCCACCUUGGUCCUUUGCAUUUCCUUGACCAUGGCCUUUUUCGCCGUCGAGUGGCUCCAGGGAGAGCGCGCCAUGGUUCCGUUGACGCUUCUGAAACCGCGUGUGACUUGGGCCAAUGCCUUGUACUCUUACAUCUCAAAUGGCGCUGAUUUCCAGGUCAUAUUCUACCUUCCAAUCUACUUUCAGUCGAUACACGGCCAGUCCGCCAUUAUGAGCGGUGUCAACAGCAUUCCGUUCCUGGCAUUCUUCGCUUUGGGAGCUAUAGUUAGUGGAGCGGCCAUUGGGAAGACACGCCACUUGCAGCCCUACCAGCUGCUCAGUGCACACCUGAUGACAGCCGGCGCGACUCUGCUUUAUACCAUGGAUGUAGACUCCUCUCAAGCUCGGUACAUCGGUCCUCAGGUUCUCUUUGGGUUUGGUCUGGGUCUCGGGAAUCAGAUCCCGAUGACCGCAGUGCAGGGUUUUUCCACGCCCGAAAAUGUGGCAAAUUCCACUGGUAUCAUGCUGAUGUGUCAAUCCAUCAGUGGCGCCUACUUCAUUACCGUGGCGCAGUCGCUCUUUGCCAACCGCAUGCUGCAAACCCUCUCAACAACUGCGCCGAACAUCGACACUGUCAAGGUUAUUAAUACUGGUGCAUCGGAAAUUCAGCAUGUCUUCGAAGGUGGAGAUCUAGCUGCUGUGCUCGAUGCCUAUAUGGUUGGCAUUAAAAGCGUCUUUGCAUUUUCUCUGGCUGGCUCCGUAUUGACUGUCAUUAUAGCCUUGGUGAUUCCUUUCAAAAAGCUUCCUGACUACGAGGGAAAGAAAUCAGAGGAGAACGUGGCAGUUGCUUAG